AAAAAAACCACCCCACUUCAUUUUCUCAUUUCCGCAUCCCACAUAAAAACUCCCCAAGAAACCUAUUCUCUCCCCCAGACGAUUUGCCCACCCGCGCCAUCUUCCCGUCGAACUGCUUCAGCGCCGCCCGAGCCACUCCAUCGCCGCCCCUCUCCAUCGAAGUUCACCGAUACUUCCACCCUCCCGUCCGGUGUCUGCAAGAAAUCCAGAAGUCCAGAAGUCAUACCGUCACCACUUCAGUCUUAAUUGGAAAUGGUUAGCACUUCAUUGACGGAAUUGGCUCAAAGCAACAAGUCUUGAACAAAAAAAUUGAUGACAACGUGCAGUGGGGGGAGAUCGCCAUCUGGUCAAAACGAAUUGGUCUUCAUUUGAUACGGUUUUGACACCCCUAAACGUGGGGAAUUCGCAUCGGGUGUUGCUUCAAAUUGACCUUCGUGCAAAAAUGGUGAGAGUAUAUGACUCCAUGAGAAGUGGAAGGACUGUUGCAUCCAUAAAGGACUCGUGGGAACGCCUCCCCCACCUCCUACGUAUUAUUACGUGGAGAACAGAAGAUGACCUCGCAGGCGACCUUUUUCCUUUGGAAGUUGUUGUCGUUGAUGGUGUCCCCCAACAGCGGGGAGGGGGGUGUGGAAUGAUGGUGCUCAGUUUUGCGGAGCACCUCAUGUUGGAGCUCCCCUUCAUACUCGGUUGCGAGUACGAGAACAUGGCGAAGAAGAGGUGUGAAUUCGCCAAUCGGCUUUGGAACUUGAAGAAUGAUGUAGAAUGAAGUAUUAUGUCGAAGGGUGUAGUUUUUUUGUAUAUGUAAUUAAUAUAAAUACAUUGGUGCUUACCUUUUUUGCAUACACUGGUGCUUACAUGUAGUAUUUUGUACAACAAUGGUGGUGCCAUAUUGUACAAUAUUGUUGCAAUGUGCUUCCAAUUAUAUUUUUGUCCGUGGCGAAGCUACAACAUAGUCUGUAUAUUUUUGUAUUGUCUGUAUACAACGACGAUUACCCUUUCAUAUGAAGAAUGUAUGUGGAACAAGUGUAUUUUUGGCAAAGCAAUGAAUGGUAUACAACAAUAUUUAAGAC
Molecule: messenger RNA, 1070 nt
Organism: Cuscuta europaea
Lineage: Eukaryota; Viridiplantae; Streptophyta; Magnoliopsida; Solanales; Convolvulaceae
Source: the annotation of a GenBank genome assembly